CUGUUAUUGGCUGCUAGCUUGCUGUCAGUUUACGUAAAACAACAAAAGUUUCAGGAGAAGUGAUUGCAUAAUAUCCAUCAAAGGAUGGUGUUCAGUGCAGUGGACCGGUACAUCACAGUAUCGGGGGUGAGCUGGCUCGGAUGGUACCAGCGACGUAAGCUGGAAGAAGCCACAAAGGAUGUGAAGAAAGCCCAGCAAGAGACACUGAUAGAGAGAAUCAAGGAGAAUGCAGAUACAGAGUAUGGCAAGAGGUUCCUCUUCAGUGAGAUCAAAGACAGAGAUGACUUUGUUAAAGCGCAUCCACUCACAAGGUACCAGCAUUAUGAGCCAUACAUAGAGAGAAUGAUGCAAGGGGAGACAAAUGUUCUCACCAAGGACCAGCCUGUAAUAUUUGCUGUCACCUCUGGGACGUCAGGGAAACAUGCAAUCAUUCCUAUGCUGAAAAAACAGCAGGGUACAUUUUUUACCCAAGGAAUUAGUGUUAUUUAUGACAGUAUGAGGAGCGCUUUCCCUAAUCAAAGCAGUUCUCAAAAAGAUAUGAAAUUCUUUUACACACCUAGACUCAGAAUGGCAGAGUGUGGCAUUCCAAUAGGUCCAAAUUCUUCCUCGCCGGCUAAUUCCAAGAGAAUAUUGAGCAUGUACUCAACACCUAAAGCUGGGUACGACAUUUUGACUGAGCCCGAGGCUUUGUAUAUCCAUUUGUUGUUUGGUUUGAAGGACAAAAAUCUGGGUAUAAUUGAAGCCAACUUUGCUUCUCUUGUGUAUUCAGCAUUCAGAUCUCUUGAUGAAAGAUGGGAUUCCCUGGUAAAGGACAUUGAAACUGGCUCAGUAUCUGAUCAACUGAAGAUUGAGGAUUCAGUCCGUAAAGAGCUCAAUCAGGUUUUAUCUGCAGACCCAAAAAGAGCUGAUGAGCUGCGUAAUGCCAAACUGGCAGGAACAGUUGGCAUUGCAAGUAGAGUGUGGCCAAAACUGAACUUUGUGAUGACUGCAGAUUCAGGCACAUUUGAACUGUAUGGUCAGAGGCUUCGAGAGUUGUACUGCAAAGAUGUGCCUGUAUAUUCCCCUCUGUAUGCAGCCUCAGAGGGAUUGUUAGGUGUCAACAUCUGGCCGAGAGAGCGUCCCAGUCGAUACUUACUAGCUCCUCGCUCAAUGUUCUUCGAGUUCAUUCCCGUAGAGAGAUGUGAAGAAGAGAACCCUCCUACAUUGUUUCUCGAUCAGGUUAAGGUAGACAAAGUUUAUGAGCUUGUGAUUACAAACGCGAGUGGGCUGUACCGGUACAGGUUUGGGGACGUGAUCAAGGUUGUCGGUCAUCACAACACAUGCCCUGUCAUAGAGUUCCAGUAUAGACAAGGGCAAUUCCUGAAUGUCCAUGCUGAGAAAACAAGCGAGUAUGCCUUCUACAAGGCCCUGACUGGGGCCCUGCAAAAGUCUGGGGUACAGAUGGUCGACUACUGCUGUACAGAAAAUGUCAUGGUGGACCAGGUCACACCAGGUAAAAAGUCAUCCAGCCCAUGCUACCAUGUGUUCCUGGAGUUGGAGGAAGGUUCACCAGUCAAUAAAGUGGCUAUUGACGAGGAGCUGAAGGCCAUGUCCUACGUGUACGCCUCCUUCAGACGCAAGGGCAGCAUCGGGCCCAUGCAGGUUUAUGUGGUAAAGCCAGGCACUUUCUCUGAGCUGCGGGCUUUCAUGAUUGAGAAGACAACGGGCUCCCCAAACCAGUACAAGGUCCCAAGGGUGUUGAAGAAGCCCGAGGCCGUCAAGUUUGUGCUUGAUCGAGUUGAGGCUUGUCUGUUGUAAUCACUGAUACUGUUUGUAUAUUGUAUUCAGAAGUCUUCUGUGUAAGUGGAUAAUGUAAGGAUGCUCGAUACAUUAUGUCAUAAUAUGGAUUAUUCAAUGAAAUGUGAAACAGUUUCAAAAGUAUGGAGCCCUUAUAUAUUGUAGUUUUGUUUAGAUUGAAGAUAUUUCAGGAAUUUAUAGAAAAUGGUGGGACUGUCUUUCUGUCUGUUUUGAAAAAAUGGAUACUGCGAUCUCUCAAUAAAAUAGUAAUCAAGUUAAAUUUAUGAAACAAGGUAAUAGUAUAGGGUUUAAUGUCAAAAAGGAGUUUCUAGUUUUAAAAAAGUGCCGCUAAGGCAACAAAACCCUUAGGGGACUAGUGUAUUGCCAGCAAUACUUAGUGACUUGUAUAAUUUCUUAGUGUGCACAAUCUAGGUUUUUUUAUUAUUGCCAAUCUGUUAAAACAAUAUCAAAGGAGUACCUUUCAAACGUCAUGAUUUUCUUCUUAAAGCUGAUCAUCAUGUGUAGGGUAAACAUAGUAUUAUUUUUUUACCAACAUACUAUUUAUGAAUAAAACGUAACUUGAUGUACUUCAAGACUGGUGAAUGAAAAUACAGUGUCUCCCUUGCUGUCUAGAUAAUCCUGUCUUAUAUAUUGCUCUCUGAGGUGUAACCGUGUUUGUUGUAAGAUUUCAUGGUUAUUUGUAAAUCGAACAUUGUACAAUGUACAUUUUUAAACAAAUACUCAAAACUUACAUAAGAAACACAACCAACAAUUUCUUAUAGCGUGAUUCAUUCAAGGAUACAAUCACUAUAGAAUGUUUUACUGUUGAUCAAGAGUUAUUUAAGAAAUGAAUUGCGGGGUUGAUGUCAUUAUCGGGGUAUGAACGCAAUUCGGCUGGUCAUAGUGUGUGGAGUCCGAAGGACUCCACGCGUACUUUGACCAGCCCAAUUGUGUUCAUAUCCCCUAUAAUGACAUCAACCCCGAAAUUCAUUCCUUAUAUAUACAUCAAUAGUUAUUCCAUUCAAGAAUUGUUAAAAAAUUAAGAAAACCUUUCAGUAAUCCUUUCUUACCCAUUCUGUAAAUAGAACGACACGACUGUAACCGGAAACAUUUUUUCAAAUUACAUCACAAUAACGUGGGAAAAGACCACUUGAAAACUCUUUUAUAUGUAAAAUUGAAACAUUUGAAUACAAUUAAAAUAUAAGAAAUGAACACUUUCUAAAAUGUAGAUGAUAUUUUACGGGACCAGCUCACACAAUACAAACAAUAACAAGAUCAAUAGUUUUCAUGUAUAUUGUUAUGCGAUGAAUUGCGAUCCGAACAUAUCCGAAGAUGAUGAACGCAUUUACUGAAAGGCAGUUCAUUUAAGGAACGGAAGUUGAGGUGUAAAAUAUUAUUUAAUAAUGUAAAUGUCUCAUAAAAAAACAAUAUAUAUCCUUAAAAUUUAUUGGUUUGCAUACUUUAUAGUGCAAGGCAUUUGAAAUCAAACAUACAAUGUCUUCGUUGAGAAAAAUUUAACACAUGUACAUAUCAUGACUUCAAUAUAUUUAAGUUGAAGAGUGAGAAUUAAAAUGUUAUAAAGAUUGAAAAUGUUACAAUUUUGCAACUUAAAAAGGCCUUUCAUGAUUUUUAUUUAAAUAAUUAAGAGUAUAUGUAUGAUUAAUAGCCCAGAAAUGUUAAUAUUUUUUUGUACUUUAUUAAUUUAUAUGACUUUUGUAGUCUUGUUAAAUAUUGCUUUAUUUCAUACUUUUUCUUCUAUCAAACUUUUUGUGAAAUAAAUAUUGAACUGUU
Messenger RNA from Mya arenaria, 3567 nucleotides. RefSeq names its product GH3 domain-containing protein-like. NCBI's taxonomy places the organism in Eukaryota, Metazoa, Mollusca, Bivalvia, Myida, Myidae. The transcript is spliced from 7 exons. Gene Ontology annotation, molecular function: acid-amino acid ligase activity. Bases 85 to 1797 code for a protein of 570 amino acids. Gene Ontology annotation, cellular component: cytoplasm. The record is from RefSeq and is a predicted model, not a curated record.